CGGGCGUCGAAGAGGAAAGGGAAGGGAAAAGGGGCGGGAGAAGGAGACGGAGGGGCGGCGCCCGAGUCACGUGACCCGGGACAGCCCGGAAAGCUCCGAGGAGGAGCCUGGCGCCGCCAUUUUCCUGCAGCUGCCUGUCCCUCUUGCCCUGCCCGGCUCCAGCUGACCAGGGAAGGGGUGGGCUGAGCUGAGGCGGGGGCAGGGGAGUGCCCGACUCCGUGCCUGACCCGGCGGGUGACACGAGCCGGUUCUUUCCCGGCUGGGUGGCAGCGCGCGGCCCUGAGCCCCGCCCCAGGCCGGCAGGCGGAGAAGGAGCCGGUGGGGGUAGGGGGUGCGGUGGGGGGUGGGGGUCCUCCGGCGCUUGGGGGUCCCAGUCCCCGCCGGCUGCCGAGCGGGAGGGGUGGCGGAGGCGCCGCAGAGAUGUCCGGCCAGAGCUUGACGGACCGAAUCACCGCCGCUCAGCACAGUGUCACCGGCUCCGCGGUAUCCAAGACAGUAUGCAAGGCCACGACCCACGAGAUCAUGGGGCCCAAGAAAAAACACCUGGACUACUUAAUUCAGUGCACAAAUGAGAUGAAUGUGAACAUCCCACAGUUGGCAGACAGUUUAUUUGAAAGAACUACUAACAGUAGUUGGGUGGUGGUCUUCAAAUCUCUCAUUACAACUCAUCAUUUGAUGGUGUAUGGAAAUGAGCGCUUUAUUCAGUAUUUGGCUUCAAGAAACACGCUGUUUAACUUAAGCAAUUUUUUGGAUAAAAGUGGAUUGCAAGGAUAUGACAUGUCUACAUUUAUUAGGCGGUAUAGUAGAUAUCUCAAUGAAAAAGCAGUUUCAUACAGACAAGUUGCAUUUGAUUUCACAAAAGUGAAAAGGGGGGCUGAUGGUGUUAUGAGAACAAUGAACACUGAAAAACUCCUCAAAACUGUACCAAUUAUUCAAAAUCAGAUGGAUGCCCUUCUUGAUUUUAAUGUUAAUAGUAAUGAACUUACAAAUGGGGUAAUAAAUGCUGCCUUCAUGCUCCUGUUCAAAGAUGCCAUUAGACUGUUUGCAGCAUACAAUGAAGGAAUUAUAAACCUGUUAGAAAAAUAUUUUGAUAUGAAAAAGAACCAGUGCAAAGAAGGUCUUGACAUCUAUAAGAAGUUCCUGACUAGGAUGACAAGAAUCUCAGAAUUUCUCAAAGUUGCAGAGCAAGUUGGAAUUGACAGAGGUGAUAUACCAGACCUUUCACAGGCCCCAAGCAGUCUUCUUGAUGCUUUGGAACAACAUUUAGCUUCCUUGGAAGGAAAGAAAAUCAAAGAUUCUACAGCUGCAAGCAGGGCAACAACACUUUCCAAUGCAGUUUCUUCCUUGGCAAGUACUGGCCUGUCUCUAACCAAAGUGGAUGAGAGGGAAAAGCAGGCGGCAUUAGAGGAAGAACAGGCUCGUUUAAAAGCUUUAAAGGAACAGCGCCUAAAAGAACUUGCAAAGAAACCUCAUAGCUCUUUAACAACCGCAGCCUCUCCUGUGUCCUCCUCAGCAGGGGGUAUAAUGACUGCACCAGCCAUUGACAUCUUUUCUACUCCUAGUUCUUCUAACAGCACAUCAAAGCUACCAAAUGAUCUGCUUGAUUUACAACAGCCAACUUUUCACCCAUCUGUACUUCCUAUGUCAACUGCUUCUCAGGUAGCAAGUACAUGGGGAGAUCCUUUCUCUGCUACUGUAGAUGCUGUUGAUGAUGCCAUUCCAAGCUUAAAUCCUUUCCUCACAAAAAGUAGUGGUGAUGUUCACCUUCCCAUUUCUUCAGAUGUAUCCACUUUUACUACUAGGACACCUACUCAUGAAAUGUUUGUUGAUUCUUUUUGUGGCACUCAAGCUUAUCCUAAUACUACCCUUAUGUGCCAUGAGCCUUCUACCGUAGCUGGUUUAUUUGGAGGAUUCACUCCAUCUCCAGUUGCACAGCCACAUCCUUCGGCUGGCCUUAAUGUUGACUUUGAAUCUGUGUUUGGAAAUAAAUCUACCAACGUUAUUGUAGAUUCUGGGGGCUUUGAUGAACUAGGUGGACUUCUCAAACCAACAGUGGCCUCUCAGAACCAGAGUCUUCCUGUUGCCAAACUCCCACCUAACAAGUUAGUAUCUGAUGACUUGGAUUCAUCCUUAGCCAACCUGGUGGGCAAUCUUGGCAUUGGAAAUGGAACUACUAAGAAUGAUGUAAAUUGGAGUCAGCCAGGUGAAAAGAAGCUAACUGGAGGAUCUAACUGGCAGCCAAAGGUUGCACCAACAACUGCUUGGAAUGCUGCAACAAUGAAUGGCAUGCAUUUUCCACAAUACGCACCCCCUGUAAUGGCCUAUCCUGCUACUACACCCACAGGCAUGAUAGGAUAUGGAAUUCCUCCUCAGAUGGGAAGUGUACCUGUAAUGACGCAGCCAACCUUAAUAUAUAGCCAGCCUGUCAUGAGACCACCAAACCCCUUUGGUCCUGUAUCAGGAGCACAGCUGUCGGCAGCAUCCAGCCCCUCCAGUCACAGUCCUCACAGAGCUUCAGGAAAGGACCCUUUUGCAGAGCUCUCUUUGGAGGAUUUCUUAUAAAUCACUUUAGAUACAGUUUAUGUAACUAGAUGGAAGAGAAUGGAAUUAUUCCAAAAAGACAAGUGCUCAAGCAGCAAAUACUUACUUCCAGCAAAAUCCAAACUGCUGUCUCUUAAACUCUCUUCUUCCAUUAGAAUGCUACAGUAACCCAGUGAAGGCCCAUGAAGGAAAUUGGGACUAGUGUAUAGGAGAACAUAUCAAUACAGUUUAUAAAGCCAAGGAUUGCCAUGAUUUCAGACUAAGAUCUGUCUUUUUGGUGACUAACUUUUCAGUUCUUUCAACUCUUAUUAAUACCCAUAAUCAGUAACCUACCAAGAAAAGACCCUUAUUUGGAAAGUGUGAAAUUUGUAUUUGGAAAAGCUGCCUGGAGAGAAGAGCUGUGUCCUUUACUGUAAUGCAACAGAACUCUUUUGGGGGUUAUCAAAAUCGUAAUUCUUAAUUAUGCAGUAUCUUUCUUUUCUCCAGUCCUCACAGAUACAAGAACAGUAACUAAAAUUAACUUUUCUUUUAAAAAAA
Molecule: messenger RNA, 3078 nt
Organism: Lontra canadensis (Northern American river otter)
Lineage: Eukaryota; Metazoa; Chordata; Mammalia; Carnivora; Mustelidae
Gene: PICALM
Product: phosphatidylinositol binding clathrin assembly protein
Exons: 23
Coding region: 421-2562 (713 amino acids)
Biological process (GO): clathrin-dependent endocytosis; synaptic vesicle budding from presynaptic endocytic zone membrane; clathrin coat assembly
Cellular component (GO): synaptic vesicle; extrinsic component of presynaptic endocytic zone membrane; clathrin-coated pit
Molecular function (GO): 1-phosphatidylinositol binding; phosphatidylinositol-4,5-bisphosphate binding; clathrin heavy chain binding
Source: RefSeq, a predicted model, not a curated record